UAAAAAAGCAAAUUUCUACCUUUAGAACAAAUAUCCCAAGCAUUAUACUUACUAGCCAAAGAUCUAUAUUUAUUUAACCAAAACUCAAAAAUAUGAGAAGUGUAGAAUUUUCUCCCACCCAAAACGAAGAGGAAGGAGAAUAUGCAGGCCAAUUUGAAGAAGACUUAAUACGCAGAGCUUUUAUACAAAAAGUGUAUUUUAUAUUGAGCAUUCAAUUAGUUCUCACUCUAGGGAUCAUUUCUGUUUUCGUCUUUAACGAAGAGCUACAAGAUUAUGUGACCGAACAGCCGCAUUUGCUAUUGGCUGCUUUUGUCAUUACAUUCGUUACCAUGAUUGCCUUGGCCUGUUGUCCCAAUGUGCGACGUAAAGUGCCGGUGAAUUAUAUGUGUUUGGCCAUAUUCACCUUAGCUGAGGGCUUUCUAUUGGGUGUGAUUUCCUCGAUAUACGAUCCCAUGACAGUUUUAAUAGCUGUUGGUAUAACAGCUGCCAUAUGCUUUGCUCUUACGCUAUUUGCCAUGCAAACCAAAUGGGAUUUCACCGUAAUGGGUGGAUUUCUACUUGUGGUUUUGGUUGUAUUUUUGCUAUUCGGUUUACUCAUGUUUUUCUUUCACAGUCAGGUCAUGAAACUGAUCUACUGUUCGUUGGGUGUUUUGAUAUUUUCGCUGUAUCUGUUAUACGAUACCCAAUUAAUGUUGGGCGGAAAGCAUCAGUAUGCUCUUAGUCCGGAUGAAUAUGUUUUUGCUGCUCUCAAUUUGUACAUUGAUAUUGUGCAAAUAUUCAUGUAUAUAUUGGGUUUGCUUGGUAAUAGAGAUUAA
Calliphora vicina (urban bluebottle blowfly) is the source of this 815-nucleotide messenger RNA. Its product is annotated as protein lifeguard 1-like. Lineage: Eukaryota; Metazoa; Arthropoda; Insecta; Diptera; Calliphoridae. The record is from RefSeq and is a predicted model, not a curated record. The transcript is spliced from 2 exons. Bases 93 to 815 code for a protein of 240 amino acids.